This is a messenger RNA of Candoia aspera, 2114 nucleotides long. It is a transcript of the gene HHAT, whose product is annotated as hedgehog acyltransferase. The record is from RefSeq and is a predicted model, not a curated record. Gene Ontology annotation, cellular component: endoplasmic reticulum. Gene Ontology annotation, biological process: protein palmitoylation. The transcript is spliced from 12 exons. The coding region runs from base 220 to 1746 and encodes 508 amino acids. NCBI's taxonomy places the organism in Eukaryota, Metazoa, Chordata, Lepidosauria, Squamata, Candoiidae. Gene Ontology annotation, molecular function: palmitoyltransferase activity.
UUCAGAAAAAGAACGAAGAUCUGUCUUCAAGCUGCAGUGAAUGGGUAAGCAGGAGAUAAAUAGUUGCUUUUAAAUCUUGGUGUAUUUAUAGAAGAAACCUCUGCACUUCAUUUACUUAUAUAUAACAUUUGGGUUCCACUGUUUGCCAAAACGAUUUUCCAGAAUGGCUUAUAAAGGUGUAUUACUAGGAUGUCCUCCUAAGUGUUGAGAAGCCUAACAAUGUUCUUCCAGUCAGAGAUUUUGCCUAGAUGGGAACUGUAUCUUUACUUGUUUCUUUCUUUUGGCUUUCAUUUUUAUUCUUUCUAUGAAGUCUUCCAAACUUCUCAAGAAUAUGAGGAAGAACUUGAUAGAGAAUUUGAACUGGAGAAAAAUACACUGGGGUUGAGGAAGGAUCCAGUUGAUUUUGAAUGGAGUUUUUGGAUGGAAUGGGGCAAAAGAUAUAUACUGUGGCUUCUUUUUGGUCACUUGGUGGUAUCACUAGUAUCCAGCAUUUACAUGGAAAAGUACAAACCUUGGUUUCUGAUGGUCUAUGGAAUUGCUGCUUGUUGGUUUCUGCUGGGGUCCAAAGGACUGACUAUGAUUUUUCUACAUGUCAGUGUCUCGUAUUUAGUAGCCCAAUUGAAAAAUCCAGUCCUUACAUGGUUGACUUCCUUGCUACUCUUGUCAACUCUGCAACUAUCUGCCAUAGAAGAAGUGAAGAGAGGCUGGUAUGCCAGUGAAAAUGAGUAUUAUCUGCUAGUUUUCACCCUGAUUGUCCGCUGUCUCUAUUAUACAAGCUUCAGUCUAGAAUACUGUUGGGAUAGGACUACUGAGACGAUACAGCAUUCAUUCCUUUGGAUGUUGUCAUAUACGUUCUAUUAUCCUGUGUUUCACAACGGACCUGUUAUCACCUUUGAUGAAUUUUAUAAACAGAUGAACAAACAGCAAACCUGCAAUUGGAAGUCCAGUCUGUCUCUUUUCAUCUGGGGAGCCAUUCGUAUUUUGAUUUGGUGGUGGUUGGCAGAAUUGAUGAUUCAUUUUAUGUAUAUGCAUGCUAUCUACAGUAGCCUUUCACACCUGGAAGCUGUAACUUACUGGACAUUAGGUGGCCUUGCACUGGCUCAAGUCCUAUUUUUUUAUGUGAAAUACCUUGUACUUUUUGGUGUUCCAGCACUUGUUGUUCGCAUGGAUGGACUCAAGCCUCCUGAUUUACCUCGCUGUGUAAGCACCAUGUACAGUUUUUCUGGAAUGUGGAGAAGUUUUGAUGUUGGAUUGCAUAAGUUUCUUAUCAGGUAUAUUUAUAUUCCAAUGGGAGGAUCUCACUGCAGCAUGUUUAAGACGUUGUUUUCGACCGCCAUCACAUUUGCUUUUGUAAGCUAUUGGCAUGGAAGCCAUAGCUACCUUUGGUCCUGGGCUGUGCUUAAUUGGCUUGGAGUAACAGCUGAAAAUGGAGUGAAGAGAAUGGUUUCUUUUCCAGUUGUCCAUAAUUUUAUUAACUGGGUUUUAUCCCCAAGAGGGAUUCGUCGGUUCCAUGCAGCGAUGGCAGCCGUAUCCACCACAUUCUUAAUUUUUUCCAACCUUAUCUUUCUUGGUGGAAAUGACGUAGGCAGAAUUUAUUGGAACAAGAUCUUCAAAGAAGGCUGGCCCUGGGCAACAUUUUCUGUGGUUGGAGUCUUAUAUUGCUACGCUCAUGUUGGGAUUGAGUGGCAACACACACGUUCCAAGGUUAAUAAUGCUGUCUUAAAAGAAAGGAUUGUGGAAUUUUGACACAUAACAUUCAUUUCUCCAUCAGCACAAUAACAUUUCAGUGUUUCAAGAGAAUCAGUGUCUGGUAGUGUAUGAAUCUCACAACAAGUAAAACCAGACAAAAUAAAAUAAGGACCUUUCUGAUUUCUAGAAGCUAUUGUAAUAUUAUUUGAUUUUACAACCAUUCUCUAAAAUACAACUGAUUUUAAAUAUAUUUGUUUCCAAAGUUUCUAUGUAUAAUGAAGCUGUGUUUGUAGUAAAGUGAUGUGUAUUCAGGAAAAUACUGUAAUUUAGUCACAAUGAUGAAAAGCAAUAGCAAUGAAUCUUUAGCAAUUGUCUCCCCCCGCCCCGCCCUCAAAAAAGUCCCAGAAGCAAUUACCAUGAAGUAA